Messenger RNA from Salvelinus fontinalis (brook trout), 1520 nucleotides. RefSeq names its product chymotrypsin-like elastase family member 2A. Gene Ontology annotation, molecular function: serine-type endopeptidase activity. The annotation marks the transcript as partial. Lineage: Eukaryota; Metazoa; Chordata; Actinopteri; Salmoniformes; Salmonidae. The record is from RefSeq and is a predicted model, not a curated record. Gene Ontology annotation, biological process: proteolysis. The transcript is spliced from 4 exons.
GCCUCUGGGUAACCCCACCUAUUGGCGCAUGUGUCUGGGUAAACACCACAUGAACUCAUCCCGGGACCUCCCUUCCCAUGAGGCCUGCUACAAGGUGGACGGCAUCGUCAGGCACAAGGGCUUCGUGUACGAGCAGGACAAGACGGACAUCACUAACGACAUCGCCCUGGUGCAUUUGAGCUCUGCAGUCAACAUGACCAGGGAGAUUAGUCCCGUGUGUCUGCCGGCGCUCGGCGCCCUGAUGCCUGCUGGGAAACCCUGCUACGUCACGGGGUGGGGCGACGAGAAAGGUAGCCUCUUCCCUGUUGUAUCUGAGAAGUUGAACCAGGCAGCCCUGCCCAUCGUCCCCUUCGCCACCUGCAGUAAGCCAGCCUACUGGUGGGACACCCUGAGACCCUCCAUGAUCUGUGCCGGAUACGAGUCUCCAGACGAGCUCAAGUCAGCCUGCCAGGGUGACUCAGGUGGCCCCUUCGCCUGCCAACCCUCAGCCUCAGACCCGUGGGAGGUCCACGGCAUCGUCAGCUUCGGCCCCUUCGGCUGUGUCAAGGACAAGAAACCCUCUGUGUUCACCAGAGUGUCCUCCUUCAACGACUGGAUCGAUGAUAACAUGAAGAGGUUCAUCUAUGAAAAGUCGCUAGACUAAGGCGAAAUCACUGAUCUCAGAACUGUUGGGGGGUGUUGAUGUAGAUGGUAGAUGGUAGAUGGAGUUGCUACCUAACCACAAAUCUAGGAUCAGAUUAUAAUUACUCAUCUCAGAACUGUUUUGUCAGGUUGGAUAGUGUGUGUUGGAGUUGGAACCUAACCACAGAUCUAGGAUCAGAUUAUAAUUACUCAUCUCAGAACUGUUUUGUCAGGUUGGAUAGUGUGGGUUGGAGUUGGAACCUAACCACAGAUCUAGGAUCAGAUUAUAAUUACUCAUCUCAGAACUGUUUUGUCAGGUUGGAUAGUGUGGGUUGGAGUUGGAACCUAACCACAGAGCUAUGAUCAGAUUUGUUUAACCUGACGCAUAACACAAUCUAUUAGGUAGGUGGGAAAUGAUCUGAUCCUGUUAGGGCAGCUUGAUCCUACCUUCUACACUCAUUAAAGUUUAACACUACAGUAUUUAUACACUGCAGGCCCCAAGAGGUUUCAUAAUAUAUUUGAGUCAUUUAGCAGAUGCUCUUACCCAGUGUGACUUAAAGGAGCAAUUAGGGUUAAGUGCCUUGCUCAUGGGCACAUCGGCUGAUACAGUAUUUCACCUAGUCGGGGUUUCAAGCCUGACCCAACGCUCUUAGCCGCCAGGCUACCUGCCGCUCCAGUAGGGAGGUAUAAUACACUGCAGCACCACAGUACCUUAUGGACAUUAGGAUUAUACUGUGUAUACCAGUACAGAUGAUUGUGGGAAUACUUUUUGCAUAAUGUCUGUAUAUCAAUCUCCUAUUCUCAGCAUGUAGAAAUAUUGUAAGUAAUGUGAUCAUGUUUCAUGUUGCAAUUGCUUCCAUUCUGGACCUUUGAAUAAAAUCCUUAUUUUGCAUAUUCUC